Molecule: messenger RNA, 654 nt
Organism: Desarmillaria tabescens
Lineage: Eukaryota; Fungi; Basidiomycota; Agaricomycetes; Agaricales; Physalacriaceae
Exons: 2
Coding region: 1-654 (217 amino acids)
Molecular function (GO): protein binding
Source: RefSeq, a predicted model, not a curated record
AUGGCUUCGCCUACCCUGCCUCCCCCAGACUCAGAGCAGCCCGAAACAUCAAAAUCUACCCCCGGAAAAGUCCCUGAGCCCACAAGUUCUGAAGACCAGUCAGCAGAACCGACCCCGGCGGCGACGGCGGCGGCGCCUACCAACGGCGACUGGCAAGCUAUCUUUUCACCCCAGCACAACACGUAUUACUUUUACAACACCGUCACGGGCCAGACGACAUGGGAAAACCCUUUGAUGCCUCAGCCUGAACCCCAGCCUGAAACGGCAGCGUCUUCCUCAUCUUCCUCAUCCUACGAUGCUGCUCUAGCAGCAGGUAUCGACCCUUCCCUCGCCUACCUCGACCCUUCCCUCUCUGCCGGACCCAGUGGGAGCGUCGGUGCCUACACCGCCACGGCAAAGUUCAACGCGCGCACUGGCCGCUUCACAGCCAACGACGCCCGUGAUCCGAGCCAUAUGUCCGAGUAUGAAAGAGCGAAGCGGAUGAGUGAGUUUUAUUUUGAUGUGGGGGCGUGGGAGGCCCAGAGGGAUCAACAGCAGCAGCAACAAGAGGAGGAAGGGAAGAAGAGGAAGAGACCAAGUAAGAAGGAUUUGGAUCGUUUCAAGGAGCAGAAGAGGCUUAAAAAGAUCGCAAAGACUGCUUGGUUGCGAACUUGA